AUGUCCUUUACAUCCAUCCCCAUCCUCGACCUGGCUCAGGCCUCAGACCCAGCGACGAAACCGCAGUUCCUCGCCGAGCUGCGCCAUGCCCUCAUGGAAGUCGGGUUUUUGUAUCUUAAAAACGUCGGCAUCCCAGAUGAGCUCUUCAAACAAGUCAUCAGCGAGGGCAAAGCCUUUUUUGACAUUCCCGAAGAAGAAAAACUCAAAAUCGAAAUGAAAAACGCCCCCUCCUUCCUGGGCUACUCCCGUCUCUCUGCCGAGAUCACCGCCGGAGGGAUCGACCACCGCGAGCAGAUCGACUUGUCAACUGAGCACACCCUCCCCGGCCCCGACGCCCCCUUAUACGACAACCUCCUCGCGCCUAACCAGUGGCCCUCUUCAUCCAUCUUGCCCAACUUCCGGGAGACAUUCACCGAGUACAUGAACCGCAUGGGGGAGAUAUCCAUUUCCUUCACCUCCCUCAUCGCCGAGGCCAUCGACCUCCCUCCCGACGCAUUCAACAAGUACUUUGACGGCCCUGGCUUCGGCGGGAGACAAAACCAAACGCAGCAGCACAAGCUCAAGAUUGUGAAGUACCCCGACGUGGGCACGUUGGGGAGCGGGAAGGGAAAUCAAGGGGUUGGGCCGCACAAGGAUAGUAUGCUGACUAGUUACUUGCUGCAGGCUAGUCAGCACAGGGGAUUGCAGGUGCAGAAUAUGAGGGGGGAGUGGAUUGAUUGCCCUCCUAUUGACGGGACGCUUGUCGUGGCGAUAGGGCAGGGGCUGGAGGCGCUCACUCAGGGGGUUUGUGUGAGUACUACGCACAGGGUCUUGUCUCCGGAGGCGGGCAAAGGGGCGAGGUAUAGCAUUCCUUUCUUUCAGGGCGUGAGCGGGGACGCAGAAUUUGAGGAUUUGGAGAAUGUGGGGGUGGGACAGGUGAAGGAGGAGAUCAAGGAACUGAGGAGGAGGGUGCUGGAGAAGAAUGGGGGAAGGCUGGAUGAUGUUGAGUUUACGUUUAGGAAGGGAGGCGUGGCCAAGACGUUGGGAGAGGCGACGUUGAGGAACCGGGUCAAGAGCCAUCAGGAUGUGGGUGAGAUUUGGUAUCCGGACAUUUUGGAGAGCGUGAGGGCUGAGCAGGCUGCGUUGGCGAGGAAGAAGAGUCCCGUCGUGGAGGCGGUGCCCAUUGUAGGCGAGGGGAAGGCUGUGGAGGCUCAUUAAAGGACUGGUGCCUUUAGUUUGGAGUUUUGGGUUCAAGGGAGUACAGCAUAGCCUUGGUUUUCAUCAUGGAAGUUUUUUCACAGCAGUCUCAUACCAAUACGUGAUCCAUAUCAUGCCUGUUUCUUCUGGACGAGCUAGUGCCUAUGGCCAGAAAACUUCCAGUCAGUCAUGCCCAUCCAGAACCAGGAGGAUGCCCGUCAAAAAAUCCAAACCAUAUCCCGAAUAUCAACCUCAUUACGCCAGUUCGCUGAUGCCAUCACGCCUGCUGCGUCGCCCAUCAUGCCCAUACCCUACGCCUAGCUUUGUCCCUUGCCUGUCUGUUUGCCUAGCGCCGCCCGCUUCGCCAUUUUUUUUGUUUGUUUUUAUGCAAUGUUGGUCAUUGAUCGUUCAGAUAGUAGACAUUUCCUACUCCUUGUACUCGGGGAAGCACUGCUCAAACGUGUGUUUCCCGGCGUGCUUGCCGCUGCUGGAGUGCUGCUCGAGCUGGGGCUUGCGGGAGGUCGAGAGGAAGGUCUGCUUGCAGAUGUUGCAAAUGAUGUUCAUGGCCUUCUCG
Molecule: messenger RNA, 1750 nt
Organism: Podospora bellae-mahoneyi
Lineage: Eukaryota; Fungi; Ascomycota; Sordariomycetes; Sordariales; Podosporaceae
Exons: 2
Coding region: 1-1197 (398 amino acids)
Source: RefSeq, a predicted model, not a curated record